CGAGCGCGCGCGCGGUGCACGCCGGGAACGCCGACGCCCAAGAUGGCGGCAGGAUUGAAAAGUUGUCCGCGUCGGGCUCCAUUGGAGGCGAUGGCGGCGCAGUGAAGGCGGAGGCCGAGGCGGGGAAGGAGCCGAGAUGACGCCUCCGGGCCCCGCCUGAGAGAUGGAGGAGGAAGGCAAGAGGGCCAAGAAGCCUGGAAUCGUGUCCCCUUUCAAGCGUGUCUUCCUGAAGGGCGAAAAGGGACGAGAUAAGAAGGCCCAGGAAAAGGUGACCGAACGGAGGCCCCUCCAUACUGUACCGCUCUCCCUGCCGGACCGGGUGGAGCCCGACAUCCUCCUGAAUGACUACAUCGAAAAGGAAGUGAAGUAUUUAGGCCAGUUGACAUCUGUUCCAGGGUACCUGAAUCCCUCCAGCCGAACUGAAGUCCUGCAUUUAAUAGACAAUGCAAAGCGGGCGCAUCAGCUUCCAGGGCAGCUGACCCAGGAGCACGAUGCCGUGAUCAGCCUCUCUGCUUACAACGUGAAGCUGGUGUGGCGCGACGGUGAAGACAUCAUCCUCAGGGUCCCCAUCCACGACAUCGCCUCGGUCUCCUACAUCCGGGACGACUCYCUGCACUUGGUGGUCUUGAAAACAGCUCAGGACCCCGGGAUUUCCCCCAGCCAGAGCCUUUGUGCCGAAAGCGCCAAGGGUCUGGCGACCGGGUCGCUCUCGGAGAGCGGGGUGGUCCCCGUGGAGGCCUGCUGCCUGGUGGUCCUGGCCACGGAGAGCAAGGCCUCCGCAGAGGAACUCUGCUCCCUCCUCAGCCAAGUCUUCCAUAUUGUUUACACGGAGUCCACCAUUGACUUCCUCGACAGAGCAAUAUUCGAUGGGGCCUCCACACCAACCCGGCACCUGUCUCUGCACAGUGAUGACUCUUCGACAAAAGUGGACAUUAAAGAUUCCUAUGAAACGGAAGCAAGCACUUUUUCUUUCCCCGAAUCCUUGGAGACGGGUGGCAACUCCCCUUCCUCCUUCUCGGCCUUGCCUUCUCCCAACAACAAGACGGCCAGCGAAAGUGAGCUGAGCACCACCGCCACCGAGCUGCUCCAGGACUACAUGAUGACGUUACGAACAAAGCUCUCCUCUCACGAGAUCCAGCAGUUUGCGAUGCUUUUGCACGAAUAUCGCAACGGGGCGUCUGUGCACGAGUUCUGCGUCAACCUGCGGCAGCUCUACGGGGACAGCCGGAAAUUCCUUCUCUUGGGCCUUAGACCGUUCAUCCCCGAAAAGGACAGCCAAUACUUUGAGAACUUCCUGGAGACCAUUGGGGUGAAGGACGGCCGGGGCAUCAUCACAGACAGCUUCGGCCGGUACCGGCGGACGCUGAGCUCUGCCUCGGCCUCCACCACCAACGGCAACAACAACGGGGCGGCGGGGAGUUCGGACGACCAGUCGGUGCCCUCGGAGGGGGACGAAUGGGACCGGAUGAUCUCGGACAUCAGCAAUGACAUCGAGGCCCUCGGCUGCAGCAUGGACCACGACUCCUCCUGAAGUGGGGCAGCGGCGGAGAAGAGGAGGGGCAGCGGAGGAGAGGAGCGGCGGAGGAUAGGAGUGGCGGUGGAGGGUAGGAGUGGCAGCGGUGAAGAGAGGCAGGCUGCUCCGUAACUCGCUCCCGCUCUUCUUCCCUUGUUACAUAAUCGAAGCCGAAAGGGUGGAUUGGAUGACCUCGAGACACCCCACCUCCCAUCUUUGCCAAUAGCUCAGUUCGCUGCCCAGCGGUCUCUUCUCUUCUGCAAAGGGAUAGAGAGGGCCUCGUUCUGCCAACGAAGAGGGACCGGACCAGGCCGCCAGGUGAAUCCGCCUGGGACCGUCUUCCUCUUGCUUUGCCAAAGGGCUGAGUUGUUGGAGAAGCCAUGAAUGCAUAUGAGAGGGAGAGAGAGUGGGGACAAUGGGUCUUGCUGCCCACAAGACCCCAACCAGCCAACUUGACCGUUUUGCACAUGACAUUUCUGACCAUUUCCCCUCCCUUCCCCCCAAUGUUUUUUACAUGAAGUUUAUCACAAUGUGAAUAACUUAAAAAAAUCUUGCAAGUGUUUGUCGCAACAUUUCGGACUGAAACCAGAAGGUGGCCUUGGUUGUGAAGCUGGGCCUCUGGGGUCGGAGGGAGGGAGGGGGCCGCCUCCUUCGCCCCGACUCUGGCCAACUGACCUUUGUGUUUUGUAACUUUAUUUCCCUUCCUUAGCCUUGGAUUGAUUGCCUGCUUGACAUGCCAUUUCCUUCCGGCUCCCGUUAGCCGUGCCAUCCUCCUCCUUGUCUCAGCCAGGUAGCCCAACAAACCCCAAGCGCAGGUAGGGCCAGGUAGCAUCUCCUUCUCCUAUUUAAACGACACACAUACCUCCACUUUUUGUGUUAUUUUAUACGGAGCACGGUUUGAUGCUACCGUUUUUCCUCGAGGCAUUCCUAGAAGUUUUGGGGUCUGGAGGGAGGUUUUUUGGGGCAUCAGUGAGGGUUUUUUUCCCCCUUUCUCUCUGCCAAAAAUAUCCCCCAAGAGACCCUUGAGCUGGAUAUCAGGGGUCUGCGUCUUCAGUCGAGGGAAGACCCGGGUUUCUUCCGCCUUUGCUUUGGGCAUUCAGAGUCCUCCUCUGGACCGAAUCUGUUGCUCUUCAGACAGAAGAGCGGAGCGCAAGUGAAAGAGUGGGUUGGCCUUUUGAGUGGUGUGUUGCUGUUGUUGUUUUUUUAAGAGGCGAGGAGUGGAAGAACUAUAUACAUAAUGUAUAUGUGUUGUAUAUAUUAUACAUAUAAAUGCACAGUUAUUUUUGUAUGUGUACUUCAUGCCGCCACAAUGUCUGCUGGCUACUAUAAACUGACCUGUAGGCUAUUUUAGCUCUUUGA
Molecule: messenger RNA, 2872 nt
Organism: Anolis sagrei ordinatus
Lineage: Eukaryota; Metazoa; Chordata; Lepidosauria; Squamata; Anolidae
Gene: CCM2
Product: CCM2 scaffold protein
Biological process (GO): heart development; vasculogenesis
Source: RefSeq, a predicted model, not a curated record